Messenger RNA from Spirodela intermedia, 8760 nucleotides. Lineage: Eukaryota; Viridiplantae; Streptophyta; Magnoliopsida; Alismatales; Araceae. The record is from the annotation of a GenBank genome assembly.
AUGGCACGUUGCGCGGAGGAACCAGGCGCCUACGCCGACCAGGUUUGUCGCUCCGUGCUUCACGUAGUAAUCUCUACGAUGAUUUUUUUUUUCCUUCGAUGCUCUUCGGCCCCAUUCUUCUUAGUCUUCCUGAGCAGCGGUAUACUUCACCUACGUUGCAUAGCGUGGACGUCCUUCUCUGGCAUCUGUUAGGGUUUCUCUGUGCCGGAAAGCUGGACCCAUUCCGUGCACGGAGUGUUGACUUGUCUUUCUUUCUAUUGGCAGAGUGUCAACGUAGUGUUCGCAGUUGACGAGUUAAACGGACUCUCUUCUCUGGAGCUCGGUAAACUGCUGAAGGAAUCGGAGAAUUCCGUAGUUCAUAUAUCGAAAGAUGGUUCCUUGGUUCAGGUGACCUUCUUCUACAUUUGCCCCAGGAUUUUUUCUGUCCCCCUCUUGGAUUUUAGAAUUUUUCUUCUCUUUAUGUUAUCUGAAACACGUUUGUCAUUCAGAUUGAUGUGGAAAAACUUGCAUCGUCACUCCCUCUGCAUCUUAUUGCUGUGCUCUUGUCAAAUGGUGGAGGCGACUUGAUAUAUUUUCUACGUGGAAUGAGGCUUUUGCAUUCAUUAUCUGACCUGGCAUCUCGGCAUGUUAGGCUUGAGCAGGUACUCUCCAUGGCUUGAUAAGCUUUUGCCUUUUACGGUAGCUCUGGAAUCUGUGUGCUAUUUGAUUAAAAAUAAAAUUGUAAUUAGUCCAAUAAGCUUCCAGACCUACCCUAAUAGGGAAUCCAUCUAAACUCCUACCCCCGUUCCCCCCUUCCAGUUAUAAGCAACGCGCAGGGUUCAAUGGUCUUAAUGCUACCACCCUCAUAAAGGCCUCUGUGUAGGAUAGAAGAUUUAUUUUCUUGAGUAGAGGAAGGAAUUAUAUCCCCAUAUCAUCACUCUUUUUUGCUUUUUUUGAUACUUGUGUAAUAUAAUGUUAGGUAGAAAUCCGAGGCCUUAUCCAACAAUUUUCUUCGUGAUUUGACUUUUCUGAUACAGCUUACGAGAAAGAUAUGGAUUGCAGUUCAUUAAAACUGGUAUAUAUUAAUAUAUUUUAAUGCCCUCCCGGGGGAAUUCAUUAUGUGGAAAACUAGCCUGAGAGUGAAGGGUUCACGCAGCUCUGGUUGGUGACCUUUGCAUACCUAUUCAGUGUUUUGAGCAGUUUCUUGGAUGAUAGCCAUUCUAACUCCUGCAUUAUUUAGCAAUUGUCAGUGGUUAUGAUGGGAUUAUGAAAAUGCUCGAAAUGACAUGAGGUAAUUUAAGGGGACUGCCAACAUGAUUUGUUCAUUUUCCUGGUGCCCCUUUGGGUCAUUUGGAGUAGAAAAACUAUUUAUUUAAUUAUCAAAGAGCUUGAUUUUUCCUUUGUAGUUUCUGUUGGAAGUAAAUGAAAAAAAGGGACAGAGAAUUCUGUGUAAUGAGAAAGGACGAGGUUUGGCUCUCUUAGGUGCCAUAAUCCGUGCUUGAAACUUAUUGAGAGCGGUUUGUACACGCUUUUAUAUCUCGUUGCUCACUUUUAGCAUUCAAUGUGUGUGAUAUAUGUACUUUCAGACAAAAUAAAUUACAAUUUACAGCAUAUAUACUUUUGGGGUGCCCAUCACUUUUUGCAAGGCAUCGCUUUUUUCUUUAUGGAGUUUUCUUUUAAUUUCUCUCCACCUGAAAGAAAUUUUGACAAUCAAAAAAUACAUUUUUCCCACAAUCUCUAUUAAAUGGCUGAGUUGAAACUUCACUUACUUUUGUCACCCGCUGGAACAACCGGAAGAUAUUUUUCUUCUUGGUCCUUUCAUUAGUAUUUUUAAAGCCUUUCAUUUUUUUCCACCUUCAAAUUUUCUCUUCGACUGUUUAUAAGUCAUUUUUUGGUAGCUUUGUUCUGUGAUGUCGAUGACAUCAUGGUGAUUAUUUGGCAGGUUGACUUGAUCGUGAUACCAAUUUGUAAAUCCGUUUCAUCAGACCUUUUUUUUCAUUUCUGUUUCCGAAUUGAAUUUCUUCCUAAACUAAUUGCCUUGUUCAUGCUAAAAAAAUUUACCUCUAGGUUCAGUAAUUACCAAGCCACUCCCUUUUAGUUGAAAUGAAAUACAACUUCUAUAGCUGUUCCAGAUUCAACUCCUUUUGAGUAGUACGUCCACAGUCUUUUCCAGACCAUCCCUUUUAUAUCUUCUCCUGAUAGAGAAAGAGAGAAAAAAGCAAGGCUGAGCGAUACUGGAAGAACACAAGAAAGAGACCCACUGGGUCUUUUAAUACGCUGCAUGAAAAUGAGCUUUCUACAGAUCAAGACAAAACGAGCGAAGAUGACUCAAAGAAGGCUGUGACGAGAGGAAAACCUCUGAUUCAUUGUAUAUAAAAAUAUGUUUCAUUCUUUCUAGAGUUUGUCAGGUAACUCUUUGAUAUCUGGUCUGGGCUAGGUGUAUAUUGUGUAGCCUAUUUUUUUCGAUUACCGAGAAGAAUGCUCAGUUCUUCUCUUCUUGCACCUUGUUACACUGUCUACUCUGGAUUGUAGUGCAAUGUUCCAUUCUGAAAAAAAAAAUUGUCACUUUGUGAUGUUUCCUUGGAUGUAACAGAACAUAGUUAAUUGAAUUAUGUCUAAAAUCGUUAGGGAAGUUUUUUUUUGGUUUUUUAAAUGUUCAGAUCAUUUUGAAAAUUUUACUUUAUAUAAGUAAAUUUUUUGUUGGUAUUCUAGGCCAUGUGCUGUGCGUAACACCCUGACAUCCCUCCCGUUCUCAAUGUUCUCAGCAUGAACCUGUGUUAAUAGGGAUGAUUAGUGUUUCAAAACUUUCUGUUGAACUAUCUCAUGCAACUAGAUUACUUCCAUGUUUUAUUCAUCAGUGUGUAUCUUCAUAGCCUUGUGUCUUCUGUUCAAGCAAACUAUUUUUUUCCAGAUUUUACUCGAGGAGGUAAAAGUGACCGAACAAGUGUUGGAUCUAGUGUUCUAUCUCCUACUUGUACUCGCAAGUUAUGGGCAGGUUUUCUUCUGUGCUUUAGUGGCCAAUACUUGUAUUGUUCGUAUAUACGUCAUGACGAGCUUUCUAACUAUGACUGUUUCUGUGAUUUAGGAGAACAGUGUUGCAGCUGCCGUGCCCUUUUUGCAUUCAACUCUAGUUGCAUGUAGUCUUCAUCUAUUGACAAUGCUUAUUUCUUCACAGUGGCAGGAUCUCAUACAAGUUUUGCUGGCACAUCCAAAGGUAAGCCUGUCAUGAUAUCUUAAUUGUUGAAGUCUUGUACCAGUCAUAAUUUCACAAUAAUUACAUACGUUUUACUCAGAAAUAUUUCAAUCUUAGUUAUUGCGGCAGGGCAUGGCCCUAUGUUGCUAGAUAGAUUUUAGUUAUAAAUGUUUUUAGUAAGUUCGAAAUCAUUUUCCAUCAUUUAAUAUCACAGGUACCACCAAAUAAUGGAAUAAUUAGCAAAUCUAUCUAUCAUAUUUAAAAAAUUCAAAAUACCGUUAGAAUCAAAUACGCUGGUUGGAUUGGACUAAAAGAUAUUUGCUUGAAAAAUUGUCAUCAGAGUUUUUAAGUGACAGAUCCUCCAUGUCAAUUCUUCAUAAGGUUAAUUUUGAAUGAUUGGGACGGAGUCUAGUCUGGAGGAUUUUCUAGGACUUUUAAGAUUUCAGUAGUCAUAUAAAACCGAAAAGCACAAUCAGGGCCGGUCAAGACUACUCAAAUGUACUAGAUUCAUAUUGCAGCAGUUUGUUCAGCACAGUUCAUUUUCUAGCGUUGUAGAUUGUUAGUAAUCUUUGGAUAUGGUAAGACCAGGUACCAAAUGCUGGACUUGACUUUCAGAUUCGGGUCCAAUGCAUCUUCGUUUUUGUUGUGCCUAGAUAUGUUGUGGGAACUAGAUGACAGAGGAAUGGGAUUUGAGAAUUGAGUUGUAAAAUUUCGUCAAAAUGAAUUGGUACUCAUUGCUGCAAAAGGUGGUUUUGGAUGUAGUAGCUUUAAUUGACUCUCUUCUGCGUCUAUUUUGGAGACUGUUCUGGAACAUUUCAUAACCUUUUCAUUCUGAAGCCCUAUACUUAUACCUACACUAAUUCUGAAGCAAGAAAAUGAUGAUUUUUAGCCCAUGUAUCAACGGGUUGCAACCUAAAACGAAACCAUUAAGUGUUAACGGGUACCCGUUGGUUUGGUCAAAACAGGUAGUGUACAGGAUGGUCGUCUCUGUUUCCUGAGUUGAUGUGAUUUAAAAACUUGGAGAAUGUAUAUUCCUUCCAGUAUUUCUCGUAUUUCUAUGUACUUGGGAUGAUGAAACAAAGAUGAAACCUGCAUAAUGCAAGCAUUCGUGAAUGUGUUGCUCAUUGUUGAUUUUACUUUAUGGUGCAAUCAAGUCAAGCUAGCCGUGUAACUUCUCAGACGUUGAUUCAUGUAAUCUGUAGGACUUCACUCCUACAGAAUGCAAAUGCUUGUGUCUCUGAUCUGUGGUGAUUCUCUUCUGGCAACAUUUGCUUAGAAUAUUGAUAUUUUGGUCCUAUUUUCCUGACCAUGACUUAAUAUUAAAUUCAGAGUUUAUUUUCUUAGUCUGCCACGCUUUUUUUAGCUAUUUUUCCAUAUUCUGAUAAAAUAUUUUUAUCCCUUCAUCUAUCUCAUUUACUGGUCAUCAAGUAAGACCUAUUGUUCAUGGCUUUUUCGUUGACAUUUCAGGUUGAUGUUUUUAUGGAUGUUGCAUUUGAUGCUGUCCAUGUGGAUAUUAGAUUUUUGAGUGCCAAGUUGUCAGCACUAAAUAAUGACGUUUUAACCUACAAAGCCCCGACCGAAAAGAUAGUUAAGCAUAUCUGCUACCAAUGUGAGGCCUCAUUGCAAUUUAUUCUAUCUUUAUGCCAGCAAAAGAUUUUCCGAGAUCGCAUACUUUCCAAUAAGGUGCCCCAUGCCAAACUUUAUCCUGCUUUUCGAUCCAUCUUUUUGUCAUAAAUUUGGAGCAGGUCUUUUUACAGUUCUUCGUCAUUUUAAUGAAUUACAAAGUUAUUUUAUGUUCACAGGAAUUAUGCAGAAAUGGGGGAAUUCUUUCACUUGCCCGGAAAAUCCUUAACUUAAAUGUGCCUCAAUGCUUUAGGGAUUCCUCUGAUAUAAUGGCUGCCAUAUCCAGGCAGAAAUCAAAGGUUCUUUCUAUUGUAAGUUCAAAGUGACGGGUUCGUCUUGUUCUGAAAGAGGUUUUCUGUAGUUUUACCUUCUGCAGUUGAUGUUUUAAAUUGUGAUCAUCGGUCAGACCAGAGAUGACAUGUUGGCUGUGCAGUUAUUGCAGCUCUGUGAAGCAGAGAAUGUUUCCUAUCUCGAUGAGGUUGCUGGCUCUCAAAAGAGCAUGGAUCUGGCAAAAUCUGUUGUGCUAGAGGUCUGGUAGUGCUAACAAGCUGGAAAGAGAUGAGUUUCAUGCCUAUUUUUUUAAUACGAGUUGUUUUUUGUGUUUCUGUUUGUGUGAUAUGAUUGCAGAUUUUGGAUUUACUGAAAUCUGCCUUCGGUUCCGAGGCCAAACAGUCGACCCAUUUUCUUGGGAAGACCGACCCAAAGGGUUUAGUCAUUCUAAAUUCGAUGCGACUGGCUGACAUUUUCUCAGAUGAUUCGAAUUUCCGGUCUUUCUUCAUGGCUAAUAUUGUAAGUUGUUAUAUCUUUCCUGAUCUAGGCUGAACCCAUUGAUCUCAUAUUUAUCUUAUUGAAAGUUUAUUUUUGUCAGACAAAAGUGCUUGCAGAAAUUUUAGCAAUGCCCCAUGAAGAAUUUUGUUCCAGUUGGUGCUCUACUGAUGUCCCAAUGACCGAGGAAGAUGUGAUACUCGAGUACGAUCCAUUUGCGGCAUCUGGCACAGCAUUGAGCUUUUCCAACGGUGGGUCUGAUAGUCCCUUCGAAGAGCCUAUCCUGCUGAGCGAGCCCAAUUUUGCCUGCCCUCCUGGAAGUCUCAGCAGCGUGCCUCCUAUCUCUUAUGCGCAGCAGAGAAUAUCUUAUUUGGUGAAGAUUAUAGCAAACUUGCACUGUUUCGUUCCUAAUAUAUGCGAAGGUAAACACUUUAAACUUUCCACACAAUCUUAAAGCGCUUUCCUUCCACAUUUUCUUCUUCAGAUUAAAUUGCCCUCUUGCAAACAUUAUCUAUCCCCUUUCCUAGUGUGAAAGAAGAGAAAAGUCUCUUGGGUAAAGAGAAGGAUGCUCUGGUCAAUAAUGUAAUCUAUGGAACAUGGUAUCAUGGUUUGUGGACUAAUUAUUAGUUUUUAUCUGUGCAAUCUUGAGCAUACAUGCAAUGUUCUCUGUGACAAUAUUUAAGUGUUCUUGGAAGUUAUAUUCGAUUCUCAUGGAUGGUUUUGUAUUGAGUAUGUUGUUUUUAAUUUACAGAAGAAGAGAAGUAUUUAUUUCUCAACAAGUUUCUCGAGUGCGUGCACGGGGUCUCCCCCAACUUGCCAUCAGACGCUCCUGUAAAUGACGACUUGCAGAGAGCUGCUACAAUCCGUAAAAACUUGGGUAGAUAGAUGCCUCUGGUUUAUGCUCAUGAUGGUUUGCUGCCAGUUGGUCCUCCCUGCAUGAUCUGAUACCCGAGUUUCGACGUGUAGGGUCUUUGUCAGAUUAUGCUGUAUCUUUGAUACCAAACUUGUUGAAUGACGAGGACGUGCAACUCCUAAGGUUUGCUGCUUCACGUCUCCAAUCCUCUUCUGAACCCUAAAUUCUGGAGCCCUUGCGUGCUUUAAUUUUUUUGGGCUCUUUGGAAGGCCAAAGAUGAUUUUUUUACGAUUUAUUCUAUUACUUUCUACUCAUAUGUAAUUUCCCAGGUGGAGGAGGUAAAGGUAAAUUGAAAGUUCAUGGAGAGGGGUCUUUGUUGCGCUCCAUGAACAUAUCGAAGAUCAUUGUCUCUCUUUCUCCGUUGUUUUCAGUUGCAUAUUCUGUCUGAGCUGGGAGUUGACUUCCGAGUUUUUCUGCGCAGUGAUUUCUAUAAACAGUUACUUCAGUCGAUUCCAUCAUCAUCUGUGGAGGAUUAUGCCCAUGUAAGGUUCAUUUGCCAAUUAUUUAUUCAUGUUUUACUCGAUCGAAAUCCAUUUUUGGUAUGCACCGCUGAUACUAGUUCUGUUCAUCUCCAGGGAUGAUCAAACUGGCAUGGUUGUGAGAAAUUAUGCAACCCCCCAUCCCAGAGGAUUCGCCAUCUGGGUACGUCGAAGAAAGAAAGGUGACUCAUCCAAGAACAGUGAACAUAUCAAGAUCGGUCCCCGCAGAGGGUUCUCUCCACUUCAGCAGUGCAUAUGAACGAAGAAAUGGAGUGGGAAGCUUUUUGGGCAUCACCUCGCAAGUAAGGGUUUCAAUGGUUCUGUUCCCCGCAGGGACAGCCAGAGUGGUGUUCAUUGGAGGUCUUAGUGAGAGAUCCUAGGAAACUUACUAGCCCAUAGAGAAACUAUCACUAGAUAUAGUUCCAAGAGUUCUUACUCAAUCAUCACUAGAAAUUAUCUCUCUAUGAUCCUCGAUGUUUCUCUCUCUUGCACUCUUCCGGCCUCCGGUGGGGCUGAUUCGACAUGGCUAAUUUCAAUUUUAUAAAAAACUUAUUUUCCCAAAAAACAUAAAGGUGAUAAUUUAGAAUAUUCUGUAAGAACUAAUUUCAUUUACGUGUAAAAUUGUGAGUUACAAGGUUAAAUAUUAUACUGUUAAAAUUUAAAGAUAUUUUGGAAAAAGUGUUACUAGGGUUUCUCUGUCCUUAAGAGACUUAAAACGGUGAGAGAAAAGUUGAGGUGGUGGUCUACCAUUCUUUCUUCCUAUGUCCUCUGUGAUAGAGAUCAUAUGUCAUUUCUGUAUGUUUUAUAACAUAAUAUCAAAGUUAGAGCUCAGUCAAACACUGCCUAAUUAUAUAAUCAUUCUAUAUCUUUUAAUAAGAAUUUUAGCACAUGAGCCACCAUAAAUAGUCAACAAUCUAAUUAAAGAUGAACUAGUAUAAAAUUCAUCAUGAGGGGGAGUGUUAGAAGGUUAAAAUAUUAUAUUGUUGAAGUCUAAGGGUGUUUUAGGAAAGUGUAUCUAGGGUUUCUCCUUAUUUAAAGAACUAAGAAGGUGAGAGAAGGAAUUUUUUAUCAUUCUCUCUCCUCUAUCUGUAAUGGAGGUAGUUGUUACUUUGUCUACAUUUUUUUAAUAGUGUGUAUUAUCCAAAGUGAAGAUUACCUUCGUAAUCGUUCAUCGUGGGAGCAUCUUAUGUCCAGUAUACUCGGAGCCCUCGUCACCCCACCCAAUUCUCCAUCUCUCUCUCUCUCUCUCUCUCUCUCUCUCUCUCUCUCUCUCUCUAUCCCUCUCUCUCUCUUCCUUUGGGGACAAGGUGGGUGAGUCUUUGUGUAGGUGUUGGGUCUUCUUGGUAGGAUAGGAAAUCUCACACGGCAGCGCCACCGGGAGCAGUCACAGGACGACGGUUCUGAUGGGUCUGCUUCUCCGCCGUUGACUGGUCUAUUACCUUCCGAGCUAGUCCGCCCGUUGACUGACAUCCUGCCUCCCUCAAGAAUAUUCUUCUUCUUAUUAUAUUGUGGUGUGAUUUGAAUUAAUCAAAUUUACGAGCAUAUUAUUUGAAGAAAUGCAGGGAAAAAAUAUGAGACUUAAUUUCAGUAUAUUUAUCACUUCAUUAAUAACCUUGUAGAAAAACAUUAAAUAAUCUUACGACUCUGAUUAAAAUAUUAUUAUCCAACGUUUGUCCAUCCCCGGAAACCCGGCUGCCAUGACGUCAUUGUCGACAAGAGAACGAGGAGGACAGUUCCUUUUGAGAGGAAAAGACGGCGGGCGCACGGUCCACUGUCCAUCCUCCCUAGAGAGAGAGAGAGAGAGCUAG